CCUGUCCACCAGGUGGCCUAUUGUUUACCUUGUUGCUACCUGACAGGUAAAUAGGAAGUUUAAUUGAGAAGCACGUGUGACAACUUGUACCGGCUUGGGUUGACAUGAUCUCACGGUUAAUUAGAUAAUUAGGUAGACGAUUGAAUCAUUUGACAAGAGAACAGAAGACUUCACGAUGAAUCGUCAAGGUCAACCAGGAGGUCCUGGAGGAGAUAAGAGACAGCAGCAGCUGGACCAGAUAUCGAAGGGAUUCAGACAGUUCCCUCUUAGUCCAUACAUGUUACUAGCUUCUAUGGCUUUCUGGAUCUUUCUUACGUAUGCUAGUUUCAAGGGCAUUCAAUAUUUUGGCGUCCAUCGUCGAUUGGAUGAUACUGACCUUGUUCCAAAUUGUCCGGUCAAGUUUGGUGCAACCGUGGAAGAUAACAUUAUAGUUGUAGAAAAUUAUACAGGUGGAGAAUCAAUGCCGUAUGUAAAACGAAUUGGGUCUCAAAAGUUUUCUGAUUCAUUUAUUGGCGAAGAAGCACCUGUAGAACUGACAGAAAUCCCGCCAAUUGUAACAGCUGUGACGUCAUCAGACUUUUACAAUCUCCAGAGAAUCAUAGAACAAACAGCUUCCAUAGCGCCUAAGAAAAACAUAAAGCUGAACUUGAUAGUCUAUGACCUUGGACUGUAUUCAAAAGAAGCAGCACUGAUAAAGAAACACUGUAAUUGUGAUUUCCGUACAUUUGAAUGGUCAGUGUACCCAUAUCACGUGUCUGACAUGAAUAUAAGAGCAUGGAUGCCUAUUAUCAUACAGAUGAUACUUGAAGAAUUUGGUUCUGCAAUGUGGAUUGACCCGUCAGCUUCUAUAAAUAAUGUCCAAGAAUUGAACCAGUUUAAAUACAGAGCUGAUAGAAGUUUUUUCCUGUACGAAUAUCCGAUUUUUACUGCAAUAAACGCAUACACCAACCCGAAAAUGUUUAAACAUCUGAACGAAAAGCGUUGUACGUUUGUUGACCUUGGAAUGAUGGACACCCGUGUUAUGGUGUUAUACCGGACAAAACAAACAUGGUACGGAAUAAUGAAACCAUGGUUAAAAUGUGCUCUUACUAAAGAUUGCAUUGCACCGGAUGGCGCGAGGAGGACCGAAUGUUUCCACUACAAGCGUCCGAAAUCCACAGGAUGUCAUUGGUAUGAACAGUCAAUCUUUAGUAUUAUUAUAAAUAGAGUAUACCAGUUUACUAUUAAUUCUGACAAAUUCAAGUCACCCCACGCUGUGCAUUUUGAUGAUACUGAGCUUGUGUAUUAUUUUCCCGAACAGCCAUGGACAUACACACAAAUAUUUCUAAUCUUCACGUUACCUCCAAUGGUUAUUGUUACAUUGUGGUACUUGAAAAAACGAAGAGAUGCGAGCAAAAGAAAUAAAUUUUACAAGCGAUAGUGUUCAGAAAAAAAACUUGUGUUCAUAGACAUUCCAAGAAGAUACAAAAAUGUAUCUGCCAUUACCAGCGACUGUUUUGGCUUGGAGAAGCAAUCCUCCUUAAUGCCAUACAUUGACGAACACAGCAA
Messenger RNA from Mytilus trossulus (common blue mussel), 1548 nucleotides. RefSeq lists its product as uncharacterized. The record is from RefSeq and is a predicted model, not a curated record. NCBI's taxonomy places the organism in Eukaryota, Metazoa, Mollusca, Bivalvia, Mytilida, Mytilidae. The transcript is spliced from 4 exons. Bases 176 to 1420 code for a protein of 414 amino acids.